ACCCUGCUUAAAUUGUCAUCUCAUCCCCCUUUUCUACUAUGACGGAAAACACAAAUUACUGACGUUUUCAUUAAUUUAUAACAUAAAAACGUACCGGUUACCGCAAAAUUUGUGCCUAAGAUAGUUUAAAAGAGGUUUCGCAGUGAACCACAACAAAAUGCAUCGUCCACUGCAUAUAGCCGGUGGCCUGAUCUCUCUAUCGUUGUUGCUGCUGCUGAGCACCUGCUCUGCACUUUACGAAGACCAGAUUAGGAAAUUCGACUGGCGUAGUACACAUGUGGGCGCCGUAAAGCAAGUCCACGUCGACCUCAAUCAUUUUCAACCGCGUGUCCUACUUAGUACACAUGAGCAAGUGGUCGCCUCAUUAUGUCCCAAGUCGGGAGAGAUUGUUUGGCGACAGGUAUUGGAGCAAAAGGCCAGGGGCGACAUCAAGUUGCUGCAAGUAAGCGGGUUCUCCGAUGAUAGCAGUGAUACUGCAGCCGCUCCUGUGGGCUCGCGUCUAGGCUUUGACAUGUUGACCAUACAGGGUCAUGCGCCGGCUUUGGUGCGUGGCUGGAAUACCAACAUUGGUACCAUUGAAUGGGAGUGGUCUAUAAUACCUUUGAAUACAGAACGGGCACAGGAUGCGCUAUGGUUUUACAGCAAUUCUGUGCUAUAUCAUGUGGUACCUGUUUGGCGCAGUCAUCUUGAGGUAACUGCUUACUUUGCCACCUCUGGGCACACAACUGGUACCACCAGCAAGAUAAUGGCAGCUUGGAUCAAGACCGAUAGCUGUUUACUCAGCGGUACCUAUUUUGUUUGCCAGGAUGGCAAGCAACUUAUUAGUUUGGAUUUGCUGGCCAAGAGCACACAGGUUAUUGCCACGUCUCUUGAGGCGGAGCCCACUGAUAAAAUCGAGGCACUAGCGGGUCUGAAUGGAGUACUCAUUGCCAACAAGAAGCUCGUCAGUGUCAACAAGGAUCAAGCCGUGUGUCCUGAGCUCAGCAGUGCCAGCUAUGUGCUGGGAAGCUUUAAUUACCGUAAAGUUGUGGCCUAUGCUGAUUUGGCAGAUGGCAAUCUGAAAAUUAAUGCUGUGUACUUGGACAACUGCUCGCCGGUUCCUGAGCUCCAAAUGAGCUUGGCAUUCGCCGAGCAUUAUGGAACACCUAGCUUGCGGUCUUUCGACUGCAAACUGAAGCGCAAUGGCGAUGGCAAAAGUUGUCUGUUUCUGUUUGGCACCAGUGCCGAGUCGAUUGUAGCUGUGCAGCAAGGACGAGUCCGUUGGGCACGUGAGGAGUCAUUGGCCAAUGUUAUUGAUACACAGUUUAUAGAUUUACCACUCGCGGAUACGGAAGGUACUCUCGAGAAUGAAAUGAAAGGAAAAGCGGUGGAUGCCAACAAUUUGAAGCGCGACAUUGUCAGCGCAUUUAUGCGCCGCAUCACUACCCAAGCUCUGCAAAUCAAGAGUCUGUUCCUGCAUGUCAUUGGAUUGGGUCCUCCACCAACUGAUACUCAACGUGCUGGGCUUGUGCGCGAUUCCUUUGGCUUACACAAAAUGUUAGUAUUGUUAACACGUACUGGUAAGAUUUUUGGCAUUGACAACAUCGCUGGCAAACAUCAUUGGAAACUCUACCUGCCCAAUGUGUCGGGCUUCGAAAAUGCUGAAGAAAUGCGUCUGAUUGUACAACGAAGCUCGAAACAUUUUCCUCUACAACCCCUGUGCGCAAUUGUAGCAAAGUUUCCAUCUAGCGGAAAUGGAGUUCUGUUUCGCUUCAAUCCAAUAACUGGCCGUGCUGCUGAAGGUGGAUUGCUACAGCUCGAUUUCCAGAUUAAACAGAUUGCGCUUUUGCCAGAAACAGAGAAAGACUUUGUAAAGGGCAUUCUCAUGUUAGAUGCCACAAAUAAAGUACAUGUGCAACCCAAGCACGCAACUCCAUUGGCGGAUGGCAUGUACUUGUAUACUGCUAAUGUGAAGACUGCUGAGCUCGAGGGCUUUUAUGUAAAACAUGCGGGAAACGAUUUGACGUGUACACCUAUUUGGAAUGUACGCCUCGGUGGACACAAUUCGGAACAGCACAUUAUUGGUGUUGCCAGCAAGAAUCCUAUUGAGCACGUGCAUUCGCAGGGACGUGUUUUGGGCGAUCGUUCUGUGCUCUACAAAUACAUCAAUCCUAAUCUCGUGGCUUUCGUGACCCAGGCGCCAGAUGCUACGCACAAAUCUGUGCUCAAUUUAUAUUUAAUUGAUGUUGUCUCCGGCUCCGUGAUUUUCUCCAUGACGCAUCGCAAGGUUCGACCUCCACUGCACAUUGUGCACUCCGAGAAUUGGUUAGCUUACUCUUACUUCAACGAUAAAGUGCGACGCACUGAGAUCACAACUAUUGAACUAUACGAGGGUAAUGCGCAGGCCAACAACAGUGUUUGGAGCUCUCUGCAAGCGCCUUCUAUGCCACUUGUGGAGCGACAAUCUUACAUAAUACCUACCAUUGUGGAGGCCUUACGUGAAACUAUCACUGAACGUGGCAUUACCAACAAACAUGUUCUAAUUGGCACAGCCAGCGGAGGAAUCGUGGAAAUGUCCUGGCAUUUGCUGGAUCCUCGGCGUCCAAUAUCAUCCACAACGCAGGGACGCGAGGAGGGUGCUAUUCCUUAUAUACCAGAGUUACCUUUGCCCACAGAGAAUCAUAUAAAUUACAACCAGACCAUUGCGCGUUUGCGUAAUAUUUAUACAGCUCCCAGCGGUCUGGAGAGUACCUGUCUAGUCGUGGCCACAGGCUUAGAUUUGUUCGUUACACGCGUUGCGCCUUCGAAAACGUUUGAUAUACUAAAAGAGGAUUUCGAUUAUAUAUUAAUAUCCAUAGUGCUAGUCGUGCUCACCUCGGGCUCUUUGAUUGUUAGGCAUUUAGCGUCGCGUAAAUUGCUCAAACAGGCGUGGAAAUAGGCGACAUUAUUAUAACAUAUUUAAUUGCUUUAUAAAAUUGUACUACGACCAAAAAAAAUUAUGAAGAGAAAAAGUGGUGUACACGUGAGAGAAUGAAUUGUAGUAGCUGCAUUUUAACCAAUAAUGCAAUUGAUAACAGUUUUUUUCUCUAAGCUUAGGCAAUUAUUUAUAAUAAAAUAUAUAGCGUAAACAAGUAA
Drosophila albomicans is the source of this 3114-nucleotide messenger RNA. It is a transcript of the gene EMC1, whose product is annotated as ER membrane protein complex subunit 1. The coding region runs from base 158 to 2917 and encodes 919 amino acids. The transcript has 13 exons. The record is from RefSeq and is a predicted model, not a curated record. Gene Ontology annotation, biological process: protein folding in endoplasmic reticulum. NCBI's taxonomy places the organism in Eukaryota, Metazoa, Arthropoda, Insecta, Diptera, Drosophilidae. Gene Ontology annotation, cellular component: EMC complex.